This is a messenger RNA of Gallus gallus (chicken), 9412 nucleotides long. It is a transcript of the gene SCN1A, whose product is annotated as sodium voltage-gated channel alpha subunit 1. The coding region runs from base 1194 to 7235 and encodes 2013 amino acids. The record is from RefSeq and is a predicted model, not a curated record. Gene Ontology annotation, biological process: sodium ion transmembrane transport; membrane depolarization during action potential; neuronal action potential. Gene Ontology annotation, cellular component: plasma membrane; voltage-gated sodium channel complex; axon. The transcript is spliced from 37 exons. Lineage: Eukaryota; Metazoa; Chordata; Aves; Galliformes; Phasianidae. Gene Ontology annotation, molecular function: protein binding; voltage-gated sodium channel activity.
GUGGUGUCCUCUGGCAGCCAAGUCCAAAUUUUGGAUGUCUCAAAGGUACUGCUGAGCAGUGGAUCUGUAAGAUGCUGUUCAACCUGAGGUUGGAGCUCUGAGAUCUGUCAUAGGAAUAACCCCAGAAGGACUAAAGCCUUCAUUUCACAUUUGAAUUUUACCUCAUAUGAGGACAGCUUCAUGUAUAGGAAAUUUCAAAAGAUGAGUCACUUCCUUGUUGCAUUGUGUAGGGAAGAGUACAAGACAUGCCUUCAAAAGUAAAAUUAUGCGGAAGAAUGUUAAUUUUUUUCAAGUUGGCUUUGCCCAACUGGAUAACAUAAGCUAUUACUGUUCAGCUCGGAGCCUGGAAAUGAGAGGAAAUGCCUUUCAGACAGAAAAACGCAAAAUCAGUUUAUUGCAGCAGAUGGUUCAAACAGUGGAGCUGAAGAGUAAUUGGAUCAGCUGUAGCAGUUAUUUCACAUGUGAUAGCACCAGCAAAUGGUGCAUCCUGCUGCCCCGCCUCUAAUGGAUUUUUAUUGAUUUUUGCUGUGUCCAAGCUGAGUGGUAGCAUCAGGAAGUAGGAUGUACCUAAGCUGAAUUCAAAGUUCCCUUCAUGUGUGGAGAAGUUCCUUCUGUCUCUGCCACCCAAAGAAUUACUGGGUAUAGCUGACAGCACCUUAAAUCCUCCUGCUCUGGAAGGACUACUUGAAACCUUCAAAAAUUUGGAAGAUCUAUCCUGUUCCAUCACUAUCUCCUGGGACUAGUUGCAUGUUCUGCUUUUCGGUCAAAGAGGAAAUAUGCCAGAGAGAAGUCAAAGAACAGUAUGACUAUUAAGAUUACUGUGACCUUGACCUACUCAGUGUUCAUAGAGCACAAGAAAUUGGCCAGGUGGACAUCAAGCUCUUUCAGCGUCUUUUCUAAAAUGGAUUUCUUCUCUGCUCCUUGUCUGAGGUAUUAGUCCUACAGCACUGAAAUGUCAAAAUACAUUCGGAAAAAGAAAUUAUCUUUUUAGCAUAUACAAAUGUUUGCUGGCAAAAUUUCAGUACAUAAAUCUAAAGGGAAGUAUUUCUCCAGUUUUCACCUGCCUGCAAUUUAAGGGAUAGAAUAGAAUAGAAUAAAUCACUGGAAACUCACCAGCACCUUAAAAGAAAGAAAAAAAAAGUAUUUUCCUAUGCAGAAGAAUAAAUGGUAAUUAAAAUGUGCAGGAUGAAAAGAUGGAGCAGCCAGUGCUUGUACCACCAGGACCAGACAGCUUCCAAUACUUCACUAGGGAGUCUCUUGCAGCUAUUGAACAACGCAUUGCUGCAGAAAAAGCUAAGAAUUCUAAACAAGAUCGUAAAGACAACGAUGAUGAAAAUGGGCCAAAGCCAAACAGUGAUUUGGAGGCAGGAAAAACACUUCCAUUUAUAUAUGGUGACAUUCCUCCAGGAAUGGUGUCUGAGCCCUUGGAAGAUAUGGACCCAUAUUAUAUCAACAAAAAAACUUUUAUAGUAUUGAAUAAAGGGAAGGCAAUCUUCCGAUUCAGUGCCACCUCCGCCCUGUACAUUUUAACUCCAUUCAAUCCUCUUAGAAAAAUAGCUAUUAAAAUUUUGGUACAUUCAUUAUUCAGCAUGCUUAUUAUGUGCACUAUUUUGACCAACUGUGUGUUUAUGACCAUGAGUAACCCUCCGGACUGGACCAAGAAUGUAGAGUACACCUUCACUGGAAUAUAUACGUUUGAGUCACUUAUAAAAAUUAUUGCAAGGGGCUUUUGCUUAGAAGAUUUUACUUUUCUUCGAGAUCCAUGGAACUGGCUCGAUUUCACUGUCAUUACCUUUGCAUAUGUGACAGAGUUUGUGGACCUGGGCAAUGUCUCAGCGUUGAGAACAUUCAGAGUUCUCCGAGCUUUGAAAACAAUUUCAGUCAUUCCAGGCUUGAAGACUAUUGUGGGAGCCCUAAUUCAGUCUGUGAAGAAGCUCUCGGAUGUUAUGAUCCUGACUGUGUUUUGUCUGAGUGUAUUUGCACUAAUAGGGCUGCAGCUGUUCAUGGGCAACUUGAGGAAUAAAUGUCUGCAGUGGCCUCCAGAAAAUUUCACUCUGGAAACAAAUAUCACUUCCGAGCUCAACAGCACCAUUGGUGAAAAUGGUACACUGGUUAAUUCAACAGUGACUCCAUUUGACUGGAAGGGGUACAUUGAGGAUGAAAGUCAUUUUUAUUUUCUGGAAGGGCAAAGUGAUGCUCUCCUUUGUGGAAACAGUUCUGAUGCUGGGCAGUGCCCAGAAGGUUACACGUGUGUGAAAGCUGGUAGAAACCCCAAUUAUGGCUACACAAGUUUUGACACUUUCAGCUGGGCUUUCUUGUCACUGUUUCGUUUGAUGACCCAAGACUUCUGGGAAAAUCUUUAUCAACUGACACUACGUGCUGCUGGGAAAACAUACAUGAUAUUUUUCGUUUUGGUGAUUUUUCUGGGCUCGUUCUAUCUGAUCAACUUGAUCCUGGCUGUGGUUGCCAUGGCCUAUGAAGAGCAGAACCAAGCAACCCUUGAAGAAGCAGAGCAGAAAGAGGCAGAAUUUCAACAAAUGCUGGAACAGCUAAAGAAACAGCAAGAAGCAGCUCAGGCAGCAGCGGUGGCAGCGGUGGCAGUUACAGCAUCCGCAGAGUCCAGGGAACCCAGCGCUGCGGGAGGAGCAGGUGGGCUUUCAGAAAGUUCCUCAGAGGCUUCCAAAUUGAGCUCAAAGAGUGCCAAAGAGAGGAGAAAUAGAAGGAAAAAAAGAAAACAGAAAGAACAGUCUGGAGGAGAGGAAAAAGAUGAAGAUGAAUUUCACAAGUCUGAAUCAGAAGACAGCAUCAGAAGAAAAGGUUUCCGGUUAUCUAUUGAAGGCAAUAGACUGACAUAUGAAAAGAAAUACUCUUCUCCACAUCAGUCUUUGCUGAGCAUUCGUGGCUCCCUGUUUUCCCCAAGGCGCAACAGCAGAACCAGUCUUUUCAGCUUCAGAGGUAGAGCAAAGGAUAUAGGAUCUGAAAAUGACUUUGCUGAUGAUGAGCACAGCACUUUUGAAGACAAUGAUAGCAGAAGAGAUUCUCUCUUUGUGCCGCGCAGACACGGUGAACGGCGCAACAGUAACAUUAGUCAGGCCAGUAGGUCAUCCAGGAUGCUGGCAGUGUUUCCAGUGAAUGGGAAGAUGCACAGCACUGUGGAUUGCAAUGGGGUGGUUUCCCUGGUUGGUGGACCAUCUGUUCCUACAUCGCCUGUUGGACAGCUUCUGCCAGAGGUGAUAAUAGAUAAACCAGCUACUGAUGACAAUGGCACCACUACAGAGACAGAAAUGAGGAAGAGAGUAUCAGGCUCUUUCCAUGUUUCUAUGGACUAUCUGGAAGAUCCAGCUUUAAGAGAGAGAGCAAUGAGCAUUGCUAGCAUCCUUACGAACACUGUGGAAGAACUCGAAGAAUCAAGACAGAAAUGCCCACCAUGUUGGUAUAAAUUUGCAAAUAUCUUCUUGAUCUGGGACUGCAGUCCUCAUUGGUUGAAAGUAAAGCAUAUUGUCAACUUAGUUGUAAUGGAUCCAUUUGUUGACCUGGCUAUUACAAUUUGCAUUGUUUUAAAUACACUCUUUAUGGCCAUGGAGCAUUAUCCGAUGACUGAUGAAUUCAAUAACGUACUUUCAGUUGGAAAUCUGGUCUUCACUGGAAUCUUCACAGCAGAGAUGUUUCUCAAGAUAAUUGCAAUGGAUCCUUACUAUUAUUUUCAAGAAGGCUGGAAUAUUUUUGAUGGAUUUAUUGUAACCCUUAGCUUGGUUGAGCUUGGUCUUGCAGAUGUGGAAGGACUCUCAGUUCUUCGAUCAUUCAGAUUGUUACGAGUCUUCAAAUUAGCAAAAUCUUGGCCAACUCUAAAUAUGCUGAUUAAGAUUAUUGGCAACUCAGUGGGGGCUCUGGGAAAUUUGACCCUGGUGCUGGCCAUCAUUGUGUUCAUUUUUGCUGUUGUUGGGAUGCAGCUGUUUGGGAAAAACUAUAAGGAAUGUGUCUGCAAAAUUGCAAGUGAUUGUGUACUUCCACGAUGGCACAUGCAAGAUUUUUUUCACUCUUUUUUGAUCGUAUUCCGAGUACUGUGUGGAGAAUGGAUAGAAACGAUGUGGGACUGCAUGGAGGUUGCUGGCCAAGCAAUGUGCCUUACUGUCUUCAUGAUGGUCAUGGUGAUUGGAAACCUAGUGGUACUGAACUUAUUUUUGGCCUUGCUGUUGAGCUCAUUUAGUGCUGACAACCUUGCUGUGACAGAUGAUGAUAAUGAAAUGAACAAUCUCCAAAUUGCUGUAGCAAGAAUGCAGAAGGGCAUAGACUAUGUGAAAAGAAAAGCGCGUGAAUUCAUCCAGAAGGCUUUUGUUAAAAAACAAAAAGCUUUAGAUGAAAUCAAACCACUUGAAGAUUUGAACAACAAAAACAGUUGUAUUUCCAACCAUACUGCAGAAUUAAGCAAGGACCAUGAUUACAUUAAAGAUGUGAACGGAACAACUAGUGGCAUAGGCACAGGCAGCAGUGUGGAGAAAUACAUAAUUGAUGAAAGUGAUUAUAUGUCAUUCAUAAACAACCCAAGCCUGACUGUGACAGUGCCCAUUGCUGUGGGUGAAUCUGACUUUGAAAAUUUAAAUACAGAGGAGUUUAGUAGUGAAUCAGACCUAGAAGAGAGCAAAGAGAAGCUAAAUAUGUCCAGUUCAUCUGAAGGCAGCACAGUUGACAUUGGACUUCCUGCAGAAGAGCAACCAGAAGCUGAACCUGAGGAAUCCAUGGAGCCAGAGGCCUGCUUCACCGAAGGCUGUGUACGGAGGUUCAAGUGCUGUCAAGUAAGCAUAGAAGAAGGGAGAGGAAAGCAGUGGUGGAACCUUAGAAAAACAUGCUUCAGAAUUGUUGAACACAACUGGUUUGAGACUUUCAUUGUCUUUAUGAUUCUCCUCAGCAGUGGAGCUCUGGCUUUUGAAGAUAUAUAUAUUGAACAGCGCAAAACUAUCAAGACCAUGCUGGAAUAUGCUGACAAAGUCUUCACUUACAUCUUCAUUCUGGAAAUGCUGCUGAAGUGGGUGGCCUAUGGCUAUCAAACAUACUUUACUAAUGCCUGGUGCUGGCUGGACUUCCUGAUUGUUGAUGUCUCUUUGGUUAGCUUAACAGCAAAUGCAUUGGGUUACUCUGAACUUGGUGCCAUUAAGUCCCUUAGGACACUAAGAGCUUUGAGACCUCUAAGAGCCUUGUCACGAUUUGAAGGCAUGAGGGUGGUUGUGAAUGCCCUUUUAGGAGCAAUUCCAUCCAUCAUGAACGUGCUUCUCGUUUGUCUUAUAUUCUGGCUAAUUUUCAGCAUCAUGGGAGUAAAUCUGUUUGCUGGGAAGUUCUACUACUGUGUUAACACCACAACUGAUGAAAGGUUUGAAGUCGACCAAAUCAACAAUUUUAGUCAGUGCGAGGAACUCAUAAAAAACAAUCAAAGUGCCCGAUGGAAAAACGUGAAAGUAAACUUUGAUAAUGUAGGAUUUGGGUAUCUUUCUUUGCUUCAAGUAGCUACAUUUAAAGGCUGGAUGGAUAUUAUGUAUGCAGCUAUUGACUCAAGAGACGUGUUACAGCAACCCAAGUAUGAAGACAACCUGUACAUGUAUUUGUAUUUUGUCAUCUUUAUCAUUUUUGGGUCUUUUUUCACCCUGAAUCUGUUCAUUGGUGUCAUCAUUGAUAACUUCAAUCAGCAGAAAAAGAAGUUUGGAGGUCAAGACAUAUUUAUGACAGAAGAGCAGAAGAAAUACUACAAUGCAAUGAAAAAGCUGGGAUCCAAAAAACCACAAAAGCCUAUACCAAGACCAGGGAACAAGUUUCAAGGCAUGGUCUUUGAUUUUGUGACACAGCAAGUAUUCGACAUUAGCAUCAUGAUUCUUAUCUGUCUUAACAUGGUUACCAUGAUGGUAGAAACUGAUGACCAGAGUAAAGAAAUGGAAAAUAUUUUAUACUGGAUAAACUUGGUGUUCAUUGUCCUUUUCACUGGAGAAUGUGUCCUGAAAUUAAUUUCACUCCGCCAUUAUUAUUUCACUAUAGGCUGGAAUAUUUUUGAUUUUGUAGUUGUCAUUCUCUCAAUAGUAGGUAUGUUCUUAGCUGAGAUGAUUGAGAAAUAUUUUGUGUCCCCUACUUUGUUCCGAGUCAUCCGACUUGCCAGAAUAGGCCGCAUUCUGCGUCUCAUUAAAGGCGCAAAGGGAAUCCGCACUCUGCUUUUCGCUCUGAUGAUGUCUCUUCCUGCUUUGUUCAACAUUGGCCUGCUGCUCUUCUUGGUCAUGUUUAUCUAUGCGAUAUUUGGCAUGUCCAACUUUGCCUACGUUAAGAGGGAAGCUGGGAUUGAUGACAUGUUCAACUUUGAAACAUUUGGCAACAGCAUGAUCUGCCUAUUUCAAAUUACCACAUCUGCUGGCUGGGAUGGCUUGUUAGCCCCAAUUCUUAACAGUGGGGAGCCGGACUGUGACCCUAACAAAGCUCACCCAGGGAGCUCUGUUAAAGGCGACUGUGGCAACCCUUCGGUUGGGAUUUUCUUCUUUGUCAGCUACAUCAUCAUAUCCUUUUUGGUGGUGGUGAACAUGUACAUUGCUGUCAUUCUGGAGAAUUUUGGUGUUGCAACUGAAGAAAGUGCUGAGCCCUUGAGUGAGGAUGACUUUGAGAUGUUCUAUGAGGUCUGGGAGAAGUUUGAUCCAGAUGCAACACAAUUCAUGGAAUUUGAGAAGUUGUCUGAUUUUGCAGCAGCUCUUGAGCCUCCUCUUCACCUUCCCAAACCAAACAAGGUCCAGCUGAUUGCAAUGGAUCUGCCCAUGGUAAGCGGUGACAGAAUUCACUGCCUUGACAUCUUGUUUGCUUUCACAAAACGUGUGUUAGGGGAAAGUGGGGAGAUGGAUGCCCUCAGAAUACAGAUGGAAGACCGAUUUAUGGCAUCAAAUCCUUCUAAGGCUUCCUAUGAACCAAUUACAACAACAUUAAAAAGAAAACAAGAAGAAGUAUCUGCUGUCAUUAUUCAACGUGCUUUUAGACGCCACCUUUUAAAACGAACAGUAAAACAAGCCUCCUUUAUCUAUAACAAAAACAAAACUGAAGGAGGGGCUGGUCUGGGCAUUAAAGAUGAAAUCCUUAUGGACAAGUUAAAUGAAAACUCAUUUACAGAAAAGACUGAUAUAACUGCAUCAACAGCAGUUUGUCCACCUUCUUAUGAUCGUGUAACAAGGGCAGUCAAAGAAAAGCACGAAAAGGAAGACAAAGAUGUUCAUAAAUAAAAAUAAAUAGCAAGCAAAAUCAUCUAUGUGCAAAGUAGUUCAUAGCCUGCAAAGGUCAUGUGUUUGUGUCAACAGGACUCCUGCUGGAGGUCUAUGCCAAACUGACAAUUUUUACAAACAUACUAUACAUUAAAGGUCAGUGCCUAUUAAAAGACAGCGACCCCUCGUCAGUAACUGUGACUGUGACAUGGGGAAAUAACCUUGACAGGAUUUAACUGUUCUCACUACCAGCUGACACUGCUGAAGAGGAGAGAAAAAAUGGCUACUCAGGCUGUAGGGACCAGCUAAGGGGUGCAGUCCAAGUUCUAGUUGUGUGUUUAGCGUAAAACAAUACAAUAACUGUAUCCACUGUUUGCAUUUCAACUGCCACAUACAUCAUAUUUUUACAAAUCUGUGUUGGUGGAUUCAUCUUUUCUUUAUUCAUAUGUUGUUUAUUAUAUGUGACUAUUUUUGUAAAUGGGUCUUCUGUUGGGAAAGGGGGUCAAGCACUACUUUACAGGUAUAAGAGCCAGGUGUUCUACUAUGCGACUAAUAUACACACAGAAAUGAUUUGCAUGAAGGCAUGCUGCACUUAUAGAUCAUGCAUGAAAAUAACAUUAAGUCACAAAGAACAACUGAUUUUAGCUCAGUGUUUCUGGGAAGGAAUAAUAAAUUCUGAGGUGCUUAAUUAAUGUAUUCAUGUUGUAUCGCGUCUGAACCAGUCUUGGUAUGCCUGUAAAGUCCCCUGUAACUCACAAAAACAGUAAAAACAGAUAUUUAUUUCUGUAUGUAUUUAUUUAUUUAAUUUGCACAGACCAUUAAGUUUCAGAAAGUACAAAUUUCUUUCUGGGUCUGGAGUCACAGAUUCUGUCUUUGUCAAAUGUCCUUCUGCAUAAGAACAUGAAAUGAACCUGCCCAAACUGCCAAAUUGAUCAGAAGGAGCCCUUAAUAAUGUUGUUCUGCUUUAUCCUGCAGUAUUGUUUAGCCAUCUUCAGCUCUUGGUAAGGUUGAUGUUGUAUGUUAAUGAAAAGCCCUCUGCUAUGUAAAUAGUAAUUUUUAACCUGUGGUGCAUGUUUGAGCAAACAGAUAAUGACCUGAGCACAUUUAUUGCAUCAAAUAUGUACCACAAUAAGUGUAAUGUGCAAGCUUUCAACAGGUAAAAUUAUGUAUUAUCUACCAUUAUAGAUAGUUUGGAUGCUACCAAUGCAUGUUUAUACUGCCUAUGCUGCUGUUCCUUUGACUGUCUGGGUUUCUUAAAAAUGGGAAGCCAUACAUCAGAGCUAAAUGAAGUAAACUGUUCAACAAGACCUCAUUCCUCUAUACCAUUAAGCAAUAUUUUGCAGCUACUUAGGAGCUUAUUUGAUUUACAUUUUUGAAUUUUCAGCGAAAAGCAUAUAGUGUAUAUCCAAACUGUACAGAUGUUGAAAACUACUAGACCUGUUGAAAAUAAUGUUAGAAUUUUAUAAGCAAAGCAAAUAUAAAUACUGUAAAAAUCAUUUUGUUUUCUUUUUCAGCAUUAUGUACAUACAACAAGAACUGAAUUUUAUCUUCAGGUUGACUCCACACCAUUUCUUUUUACUUUCUGUCCACAGCACUUUUUCACAGAAGUACUCCAGAGAACAUGAUAUGACUAAGAGAACAGAUAGCUGUAGGUCUUAUUUUUUACUAUACUUGCAAACUUGUCAAUUCUUUAUGCAAAAUAAGUUCAUAAUUUGCUUUUAAAAUUCUAGUUAAUUGGUUUGGGGUGUUUUUUUUGUUUUUUUUUUUAAUGGUUGGUUGGUUUUGUUUCUUUGUUUGUUUUUGAAGUUGGAAAAAGAUGUAAAGUGUUAAUUGAAUGUCUAAGCAGUGCCUGCAUAACAGAUUUUCAAAUACACUCUUCCCUUCACAGAAUCCUUAGUUUUUUUUUCCUCAUAUUUACACAGUUUUUAAAAAUAUUAUUCAUACUGCAGUUCUAAAUGUUAUCAUGGGUCCACAGUGUUUUUUUCCACAAAGAGAACGUAGCAGAACCAUAUAAUCAAACACAUCAGGACAUUUUAUGUUUCUUACACAGGAAAAUUAAAUAUAGAUUACUUUUAUUAAAAUUAUUGGCAAAUACUAUAUUAGUGAACUGCAUGCAGGAAAAUGCUACUAUUACCCUAACUGAAGCUAAAUAACAUUAUUAAUGUGCCGAAAUAAUAAAGAUUACAUUUUUUAUUGUA